Batrachochytrium dendrobatidis JAM81 is the source of this 1935-nucleotide messenger RNA. RefSeq lists its product as uncharacterized. The record is from RefSeq and is a predicted model, not a curated record. The transcript has a single exon. Bases 1 to 1935 code for a protein of 644 amino acids. NCBI's taxonomy places the organism in Eukaryota, Fungi, Chytridiomycota, Chytridiomycetes, Rhizophydiales.
AUGGGCAACCCAGUACACGUUGUUGUUGAAUAUGACCCACUCAAGUCACGGUUGACAGGAGCGUCCAUUGCUGUACAGCCAUCAGGAUAUCGACCGCUUGCAUCUGCAUUGGUGGAUACAUUGGACUGGCCAUUGAGAGCUAGUCGUACAUCUGGAAAUGCAAUGUCAUCGAUCCCAGUCCCAGAACCUUCCUCAUCCAUAGAUGCCUCGUUUUCAGACUCUAUGUUGCAUCUCUCAAACAGUAGAGCAUUUCGUACCAUUACUCUGGGUAGUUUAAUAGCAAGGUCUGAAGUUAAUCCCAAUUCGCUUGUAUCAGACAGUUAUACUUAUACUGGAUUUGGAAGCUAUGCUGGCCAAAGAAGCAGCUUUUUUCAUAUGCGACAACCUGCAUUUCCUGAUGAGAUGUCAGAGAAUCUAUCCCAGUCAUCUAGUCCUGGAAUUGGAUAUCGCCAACAAAGCAUUGCAUCAGACAUACCUCAAUCAUCCUUGACUGCCAGAAACAGAACCGCAUCUGGCUUUUCAAGCCUCUCAUCUUCUCCCGUACUCGAAAGGUGUCCUAUGUGGGAACAUCCUCGCAGAAUGCUAUUGGAAAUUCAACAACGUGAAUUGCAUAUAAACCAGCAACAUCCACUUCGACGAGCUAAUGCAGUUCGUCGCUCCACGUCUGAAGAGUCUGAUACGGCAAAUGGACAGCCCGUUUUGGAAUUUUUAGAAUACCCUGAAGAGUAUCCUGACGAAGGAGCUGAAAAUCGCAGCUUUGGAUCCGGAUCCGGAUCCGGUGCCAGAACCACUCGAAUUCGUUCCAAUGUAACGGUAGACGAUCUGGAACAGCUCAUCAUUCGCCAACUACGACCACGUACAUUCAACCUAUUGCUCGGAAGUUCAGCUACCGUAUCCCGUCGUAAUCGUGCAUCAGCAUCCCCUAAUCUUAGUUUGCAAGAGCAAUCUAAUUCUAUAAAUGAAUCGGAAAGUGGCCAGUCGUUGUCCAUUGAAGGAGUGAUGGAGCGAUUGAGACGACAACUUCGAAACUCGUCUACACAACAGCUUCAAAACAGCGACGAUCGAGUUCAUCGGAGGCGAGUCGGAACCACCGUUGUCACUGAUCGAUCCUCUGCUUUGGCUUCAAACCAACAGGGUAAUAGUGGUCGAGAAUUGAGAAAUAACGUGUAUUCCAGAGGCUCCAUGCGAGAACAGCGUUUGAGCAAUUCGCCUCCUGCAUCUAGAACUUCCCUCACAUCAUCGCUUACAAAUACAGGCGUUUCUACUGCUGCCAACAAUACUAUAGAUGCUGCUUCACUUUUUUCGUCAUUUUUGCCAACUGAUAUGGAAAGACAGUCCACAGGCACUCAAAACUCCAAUCUGGGAACUGACUCGGCACUUUCGCAAAGGUAUCGAUCCCAUCCAUCUGGAACACUUGCAUCGCGACGGCUCUUUAUUGCUUCCACUCUUCCAAAUUUUUCAUCUUUAUUCAGUAAUACACUCUUAUCUGCACAAGCCACAUCACCCACUGUAGAUUCUUCUGACACACAAUCUGGUGGUUUGGCAGCUAACCAAAGGAAUACAUCAGCAAAUUCAUUAUCCAUUUUCCCAGAAAGUACCCGACGAUGGAGUGUAAUUGAACGAGCACAAAACUUGAUUACCUCUACAAACGCUCUGCUUGCUGCAACACCAGUCAGUUCACUGGGUUCCCGAUCCAAUCCUUCCACAUUAGACUCUGAUUCUUCUGACCAGACCAGUACAUCAUUUCGGGAAUCUAAUCGGUCAAGAUUGCAAGUGCCUGGUAUACAAAGCGGAUCACCUGCUUUGACAAAUACUAUUUUAUCUGGAGUAAGCCAGGUAGAUUUAUUUGGUGGUCUUGGAAACCAGGCACAAAUUAAUCUUAACCUUGACGAACACUGUCCUGUCGAUUACGAAGCCCCAACUUCAGAAGACUAA